Messenger RNA from Eurytemora carolleeae, 3781 nucleotides. Its product is annotated as roundabout homolog 2. The transcript is spliced from 38 exons. Gene Ontology annotation, molecular function: protein binding. The record is from RefSeq and is a predicted model, not a curated record. Lineage: Eukaryota; Metazoa; Arthropoda; Copepoda; Calanoida; Temoridae. Gene Ontology annotation, biological process: cell-cell adhesion. The coding region runs from base 225 to 3779 and encodes 1184 amino acids.
CUACAACUGGUGAAGAGAAGUGUGAAGUAGAGUGAUUUUAUGUUUCGUGAAAAAGUGUGAAUUUGUUUAAUUAAAUGUAGUUAGAAAAAGUGAACAGAUUAAGACUUUUAAAGAUAAGUUGAAGAAAAGACGACAACAAGUGAACAAGAUCAUCGAAAAAAAGAUGAAGAAAAUAAAGAAAUCUCAAAACAGUGAAACUUUUCAAACUAAUAAAUAGUAAUAAAAUGGCCAAAUUGUGGACAGGCAUUAUGAAAGAUCUAAUCUUACUCUACCUUCUUCAUUCUAAUUUGGCCUUAGGUGACCUAAGGUCCCCAAUCAUCACAGAGCAUCCCACCUCAAGCCUAGUUCCGAAAAAUGAGCCAGUAACCAUGAACUGUAAGGCUGAUGGUACUCCUGAGCCGACAAUACAGUGGUAUAAAGAUGGAAAGGAGGUACAAACUGCUCCUACCCACCCUCAUUCUCACAGGGUAAUUCUUCCAACCGGUUCUUUGUUUUUCCUUCGAGUUAUGCAGACUAGAAGAGAUCAGGAUGGUGGAGUAUAUUGGUGUGAGGCAGUGAAUGAUGUUGGACGAGCAAGGAGUAGGAAUGCAACUCUUGAUGUUGCAGUGAUGGGUGAGAACUUCCAAAUGAUGCCGAUGAGCCUACGAAUUGCCCAAGGAGAUACAGCUGUUCUGAAAUGUUCUCCCCCCAAAGCGAACCCUAAGCCGAGUAUCACGUGGGUGAAAAAUGGUGCAACCCUCAGCCAAAUGGAUUCAAAACGAUUUCACAUUUCAGAUUCAGGGAAUUUGAUAGUAAAAGAUGUAGAAAAAACUGAUGCUGGAGAAUACAUAUGUCAGGCGGAGAAUAUAGCUGGGUCUAGAAAAUCUGAUGUAGCUGUUCUCUCAGUUCACGUGAAACCGUAUUUUACGGCAGAUCCACAGGAUCUGAACGUCAAGGAAGGAGAGGAUGUUAAUCUUAGAUGCCAGGUUGAGGGUGAUCCAACCCCCCGAGUAUCCUGGAGACGAGAGGAAGGAGACCAAUUAGAGACUAGAGCUGUUACUGACAGAGAGGACAACCUGCAUAUAUAUUCUGUACUGGCCUCUGAUGAAGGAGUAUACUAUUGUACUGCAGAAAAUACAGUAGGGUCUGUUACUGGCUCAGUCUCUCUUAUUGUACAUGCUGAACCUCUUUUCCUGGUUCGACCAGAACCUGUGAAAGUUGGUUUGAACGGACUAGCAGUAUUCUACUGUCAAGCAGCUGGUAGUCCUCAUCCUACUAUAUUCUGGACUAAAGAGGGAGAUCAAAAUCUGAUGUUCCCCGGGACCAGUCAUGGAAUCUUCAAUGUCGAUCAGGAUGGAAGCCUGAGUAUAAACGGAGUAAGGGAGGAAGAUCAAGGAUACUAUGUGUGCUCUGCUCUUAGUGCUGCAGGUACCCCUGAGCCGACUGUAACCUGGUUUAAAGACUCCGCCCCUCUCACUGUUUCAAGAAUUGACUCCGCCUUAAGCUACGCAUCGGCCGCUGCAGAUAUUCCGCCUCAAACCUCACAUAUCAGCGUAGAUACUCAAGGAACUCUUCUCAUCAAAGAGCUGGGUUUAGAGGAUACAGGACUGUACACCUGUACAGCUAGGUCAGCUAGCGGGGAGACGAGCUGGUCAGCGUAUAUAUCAGUUGAGGAUCCUAAAAAUCCAAACAUCAUUUUUCACAGAUCUCCGGACCCUGUAACUUUUCCACGUCCCCCUGGUCGCCCUGAGGUGGGGGACAGGGGCCCCACCUACAUCACCCUAGCCUGGCAGAGAAAUCUGAACUCAGGGGCAUCACAGCUUAUAGGGUAUACAGUAGAGUACUACAGUGUACAGCUACAGACAGGCUGGGUGGUAGCUGCGUACAGAGUUUCUGGGGAACAGUAUACUGUGGAGAACUUAAGACCGGAUACUGAAUACGUAUUUACUGUUAGAGCAGAGAACUCUCAUGGUUCAUCUCCACCCUCUCCUAUAUCCAGAACUGUGAAGACGUUUAAACUAGGAUUUGACAACAGGGAAGAAAAUUUAGAGUUGGCUCGAGAAGUUCUUUUGAGUAAGCUGGUUGAACUAGUUGACCUCGAGGCAAUCAGCUCAACCAGUGUCAGGAUAACUUGGAAUUUACUCUCAGAUACAGAAUACAUUCAAGGAUUCUAUAUCAGAUUCUGUGAUAUGUCCGGUGGAUCGAGGAAGUUUAACAUUAUCACGAUCCUGAAGGACUCCGUGACCAACAACUAUGUUGUGAUCAACCUGAGGAAGUUCACCAAGUACGAGUUCUUCUUGAUCCCUUUCUUCAGGAAUAUUGAGGGUCAACCUUCUAACUCAAAGGAUAUUCAGACUCUUGAGGAUACGCCGUCUGCUCCGCCUGGGAACCUGAUGGCGGAGACAAUAAAUUCCAGUUCUGCUGUCAUAUCAUGGAAUCCGCCUCCGCCCCAACAUAGAAAUGGAGUUCUGCUUUUCUAUACACUCAAGAUUGAGACGAAUAGAUCUGUUCAUGCUGAACUACGUGUUCCUGUUACCUCCACAUCACUACUCAUAACUAACCUUACACUGGAUACAGUUUAUCUCAUCAGAGCAGUAGCCUAUACAAACAUGGGAGCUAGUCCAUCCUCUCCUCCUGUCUUCUUUACCCUUGAUCUAUCAGCUUCUCUAAACUCUAUCUUGAACGGAUAUGGGACCCAGCUUGAAGAUCUAGGUGCUCAGACCUGGUUCAUUGCUCUGAUCAGUGGAAUCCUGUUUGUCCUGGUUGUCCUGUUCAUCAUGCUCAUCGUCUAUAGGCAGAUGCAGACCAACAGGAAGGGACAGGACCAUCAAUGUAUCAAGGGGUUUGAGGGUGAACCUGUAAAAUCCUAUAGAGCUGAAAACCUGUGGAUUACACAAGCAGAGCAGAAUACUUUCGAAAAACAGAGUUUUAUCAGGGAGAGUAUGGAUUGCAAGGAGGAUCCUGGUGGAUCUAUCUAUGCCGAGGUGGGGGAGGGGUUGCUACUAGGGGAGGGGGCAGGAUACCUUUCUACUUUUGCUGGAACAUCACACUCUCAUAAUCAAUAUCAGGAUCCUGAACCCUACGCUACUACAUGUAUACCAAUGCAGAAUAGAUAUGAAAAACAGGAUCCGUACCUGCAUCCUGAAUACCCAGAAGGAAACCAGUUUGCAUACAAAACCAGUUCUUCCAGUGGGGGCAGCUCGAUUAAUAGUAAACCCAGCAGUGGCAGUGGAGUUUAUAUACCAAAUUGGAGUGAAAUGUUCCCACCACCUCCUGACUAUCCCCCAAGUGAUUCAGAAGCAUCCCUAAGGACCCCCAGGGGCAAUAAAUCAGCCUGGAAUAAAAAUGUUCUCAUGUCAAAUAAUACAGAUCACCAACUAACUUCCCAUCCUGGGAAUCAGUCUCCCCUUAUCUCAAAGCAUGCUGGGAAUCAGUCAAAAAACUCGACGUGGGGUCAAAUAAAUAUGGUUGAUAAUCCCAUGGAAUCCUAUCUCACCACAUCGCCAUUCCAGGAAACACUAGGCUACGACGCAAACUCCUCUGCCUACAUGUCCGACAUUUAUGAAAACCCCUCGGAACACUACGCGGCACUUGGACACACACGCGCUCUGGAUUUCCACCAGCCAGGGGCCCUGGAAUACUCCACCUCAGGGGCCCUGGAAUUUCCUCCAACAGCUACCAAAGAUUCUCCUCGGAUUAAAUGGACUAACAACAAAGGAGGAAAUCUAUCUUUAGAGACGCAACAGGGUGGUAAAAAGCAUCCUGUCAAAUACUUAAGUCAAGGAAAUGUACGAGCGUGAAA